GAAGAAAAAAUGUAUUUUGAAAGCAUUAGUUGCUAAAUACAUUUUUUUCAUUCUAGCACUAGCACUAUAGUUAAUAAUAUUGCCUGUUACUACUAAAGUCCCUAUGAUUUGUCAGUUGUGAGAAUAUGUCAUAAAUUGUUUGUUUAUAAUCUAUAGGUUUUAAAAUCAUGAGAUUUUUAAAAACAGAUAUUUUAGAAGUGAAAGCAAUAUGAUCUUCUAACAAUUAGUGUUUAGACUUGAUAUGUUGAUCAAUCCUGUGAACUCUUUAGAACUGUCCAUAUUUCUGUACUGCUGUGUGAGCUACAAUGUAAUAAUUUAAGUCCUAGUAACAUGAAAAGAUUCUGGUUAAAAAACACUACACCAUAGAAUGUCCUGGGUUAUGACUUUAUUGAAACAGCCAAUAUUCACAAUCUUUCUUGGAAAUAAAUGAAGAUUUAGUAAUAGUUGGCAACUCCUUUAAGUAAUAAGAACUUCAGUCAAAUGUACCUACUGAUACAUUGGCUUGGAAUUAUUUUGGCCUUAAAAUUUUUUGUUAGGGUUUGACAAUUCAAUUCUAAGUAGCCAUCUUAAUGCAAUUUUCAUUAUUUUACAAAACCAGUUCUGCAUUUCCUUAAGGAUGUUUACAAAUUUAAUAAAGCUUUGUCCAAAUAACAAAAGGUGUUUCUUUGCCAAUAAAUGUUACGUAUCACGUACAUUUAAUUUUGGAUCCUUUACCUCUAUAAGACUAUUGUAUAAUAUCCAAUACAGGUGUUUAGCAAGAAAUACAGUAUAUAAAUAUAUUUUUCUCAAGCAAACGUGCAGUAGCAAAAGUGCAUAAUUAUUUGGAUAUAAUCUUAUAAAGAGAUGGGAUUAUGAAAAACUACAUUUGAUCAAAUGGCAUCAUUGUAUUAGGUUUGCAAAACGAGUUCCUGAUUUCGUAGUAAGAUUUGUUGUGUAUCUCUACAUACUUCAUUCUAGUUUUAAUAAAUUAUUUGAGAAUACACUGUGAAAUUAUAUGCGUUGUCCAGUAAUAUAUGAGGAGACCGGAAGAAGGGUUUCAAGAAACCUACUGUAAGGUGGGUUCCAUCAUCAGGUCUCAUGAGUUUUGAAAUUGAGGAAUAUAAGAAACCUAUUACACUAAAUGAUAGUAUUUUUAUCCUUUCAUCUCAGUCUUAGAAAAGUAAUCAUUUAUGGAGAAUAAACACUUCCAUUCUGAGAUCUGAAUUGCUUCCUCGGGUGGGUACAAGUUUGGGGGGAAUAGGCCUUACUUGGUCUUUAAAUGUCAUACAGACGGAGUACCCUUCAACCGGUAGGCGGGUUUAGCAAAAUAUAUUUAAAUAACAAUUUAAACACAAUAGAGAUGCUUACUCCCACGGAUUUUUUUUUAAAAAACCUCCCAUUACAUUAAAAUUUAUACAUGCGCGGCAACUUUUGGAAGGACUUUGGGAUCCGCGAGAUUUCUGUUUUUGUACCUUUGAUUUGGGAGCCUUGCUUCAGUAUCUGGCAGCAAGACAUUUAUUCUGCUUGGAAGUGGGAAAGCUACUUAGGAUAUCUCCAGGUCCGCUUGAUUAAUCUCGACAAAUCUAAGCAGCUCCUGUCUGGUUGGGUCUUUGUUAACAAGUCCCCAGGAAAUUCUCCUAAAUCGGCGCCGAUUCUUCCUCCUGCCUGCCCACUGUCCUCCGAGUCUCCCCUCCUGCCUAGGGGUCGGCGGAGAAAGGGAAACGCGGGUCACUUCUUUCCUUGCUCCCCUCCUGCAGGCGGAGCGGAGCGGAGCUCACUAUAGGACACGGCGGCUUUCCUAAGAGCAUACAGACUCGACGGAACCGGAUCAUUCAGGGAUCGAACGGAGAGUUAAAGGCCGAAGACAAGACGCGGCUUUGAAAGCGCUCUGACUUGAGAAAUUUCUCUGCCGAUCAAAUCACGUGGCUUUCACCGACCAAUCCUGUCCAUCACCUCCCUAUUCGCUCGAUAGAACGUGGCGGCGGCCGGUGACGUCACGGGCACCCCGCAAUGGAACGGGGACCUCCCUGAGUGCGUCCCUCCCCCUUCUUCUCUGCCCCCCCCCCCCCCAGGGUCUUUGCUCUCCGUCUCCUGGCUCCGAGGACGCCCAUGCUGUUUCGUUUCGGGGUGAUUCUUCCCGCCCGUCUGGCUGAAGGCGGGACGGUGCUUUGCGUGUCAGGGUCACGGCCGGAGCUGGGUCAAUGGGACCCCAAGCGCGCGCUGACCAUGAAGCCCAGCCGGCCGCUGGCUCCCUUGCCUGCUCAAGAACCAGUCUUGUGGCUCGGCGAGGUGGCGCUGCCCGAGGAAGAGGCCGCGAAUACCUUUUGGUACAAAUUCCUCAGGCGGCUCGAGACCGGAGACGCCGUCUGGGAAGGUAAUGGGCCCCACCAUGAUCGAACCAGCAUUUAUAACCCAUGCAAUUUAGUUGAUGGAGCUUACUGCCUCCCAAUAGGACACUGGAUUGAGGUUUCUGGGCAUACAGAUGAAAUGAAACAUACAACUGAUUUCUAUUUUAAUAUUGCUGGGCAUCAAGCUAUUCAUUGCUCCAGGAUUUUGCCAAAUCUGUGGUUAGGAAGUUGCCCUCGUCAAGUGGAACAUGUGACUAUCAAACUUAAACAUGAGUUGGGCAUUACAGCUAUAAUGAAUUUCCAGACUGAAUGGGACGUGGUUCAGAAUUCCUGGGGAUGCAACCGCUAUCCAGAACCAAUGAGCCCAGAAGUUCUCAUGAAAUUGUACAAAGAGGAAGGCCUUGCUUAUGUCUGGAUGCCAACACCAGACAUGAGUACUGAAGGAAGAGUCCAGAUGCUGCCUCAGGCUGUCUAUCUCCUGCAUGGGCUGCUGGAGAAUGGGCACACUGUCUAUGUUCACUGCAACGCAGGUGUUGGUAGGUCCACUGCUGCCAUUUGCGGCUGGUUAAAAUACGUGCUGGGAUGGAAUUUGAGAAAAGUGCAAUACUUUGUAGCCUCCAGAAGAGCAGCCAUCUACAUUGAUGAAGAAGCUCUGGUCCGUGCAGAGGAGGAUUUCUUCCAGAAAUUUGGGCCGCUCCGUUCCUCAUUCAAGCCCUAGCAGCAGCAGCAGAAGAAGAAAAUGCUAGCAGCAUAGUCAGGCUCAAACUUCUCAGAAAUCGUGGCUUUAACUCCAGAAAUGCUACUACCACUGCCUGAGGAAAUAGUAAAAUGAAAAUGUGGGUGAAUGUGUGUGUAGCAGUCAGGAUACAUAAAGAUUAUGUAGCCAUUUUAGAGAAGGAGAAUUCACACUGAUUACUAUUUGAGAAGGCGACUAAUUUUAAUUUGCCCACUCUUUCGUGUCUAAGCAUUUGGCAGGUCCUGAGUUAGGUAGCUAAGUAGGGUAAGGCCCUCUUAGUGCUUUGAUGAAAGACCUCUGGGGGAAUGUAUCUAAAAGAAAGUGGUAGCCCAUCAUUUCCAUACUGUGCCAUGGAAACGACAUGGACUGCCUGAAGUAAGUUCAUGUUACUGCCUUUCCCAAGCAUUAUUGUUGUUGUUUUUUUACGGAGCUGCACAUACACAUAUGCAAACAUGAUCCUGGGAGCUAGACUAGGAAAGAAACUGCAGCUUUCUGGUUAUGCCUAGGGACGUAUGAAACUUGGUAAACCUCCUAGCCCAGACAGCAGAUAUGAUAGAGAUAUGCAAUGUCUCCAAUGUAGAUUUUUAAAAUCUAGAUUUUUUAUAAGCCUCAGCUUGGCUAACCUUGGAAUCUGGGCAUGGUAGGAGUCGUAGUAUAACAGUUGUGUAAAGGAAAAGAAACAACCCUGUCAUACUUCACAGCAUGGGAUGAGAGCUAAGAUAAUCCAAAAAUCAGAAGGGUUUUGGUACUACAUUUUCCACUUCACAAAUUUUAUUAAAAGGUAUAGGUUUGGGAAGUUGAAUUAUGUUUUGCAGUUGUUAAUCAAUAAGGAACUUGUAAUCUGUCUUACAUGUAUCCUCUAUCUGCAUAGUUAACCUGUCUUCCCCUCUCUUCCCUCCUUUGGCCUCACCCCAAUUUAAAUCCUGUAUCAGUUUAGCCUCUCUGUGCAUUUGAUGAAGUGAGCUGCAAUUCAUGAGAGCUUAUGCCCUUUAAUAAAAUUUAUUUGUCAGAAAAAGUGCUACCAAGCUCUUCCUGAUUGUGUGCUUCAGCAGUAGAAGCUGUCACUAAAUAAUAAAUCAGAAACAUUUUUUCUCACAUAUCCACAUGCACAGGUGUUAGUGUCAGUGGAAUAAACUAUUGUAACCCAGGUGACAAAUUAAGUAUGUGUAGGACCAAAGGCUAUGCAUGGUUUAAAACAAAUGAUUAUGACUUAAAUGGAAAAUAGUUCAACUCAAACAAGAAUACCUAUGGACAUUGUGCAACAAUCUUGAUAAAUUUGUGAAAUCUCAGCUGGAAUAAUUGCCAGUUGCUACCAUCACAUCUAGAAGAAUGUUUAGUUGCUGAUAAUCACCUUACAAAGAAGAUGGCAUAAAAAUUUAAUAAAUAAAUAGUGCAUCUGGGAGGAAAAUCCAGACGCAUUACAGGGUUUAAUAAACAUUCUUCUAUAUAAAUAUUUUUAUUUAUUAACUAUCCAUACAUUGGUUUGUUUAAAACUAUGUAUUUUAUUCUUUAUUUUUUUGUUAAAGUCAUCUUGUAUGGAAAAAUAGCACUGAAUAUGUUUUUAACUGCAUAUUUGACUUUAUUUCUGAAUUUGGAUUUUAGCUAGCAUGUGCCAAUAAAUAUUUGAAACACACAA
Molecule: messenger RNA, 4699 nt
Organism: Crotalus tigris (Tiger rattlesnake)
Lineage: Eukaryota; Metazoa; Chordata; Lepidosauria; Squamata; Viperidae
Gene: EPM2A
Product: EPM2A glucan phosphatase, laforin
Exons: 4
Coding region: 2089-3045 (318 amino acids)
Biological process (GO): protein dephosphorylation
Cellular component (GO): cytoplasm; nucleus
Molecular function (GO): carbohydrate phosphatase activity; protein tyrosine/serine/threonine phosphatase activity; starch binding
Source: RefSeq, a predicted model, not a curated record